Podarcis raffonei (Aeolian wall lizard) is the source of this 3043-nucleotide messenger RNA. RefSeq names its product F-box and WD repeat domain containing 2 (gene FBXW2). The record is from RefSeq and is a predicted model, not a curated record. NCBI's taxonomy places the organism in Eukaryota, Metazoa, Chordata, Lepidosauria, Squamata, Lacertidae. Gene Ontology annotation, molecular function: protein binding. The coding region runs from base 233 to 1597 and encodes 454 amino acids. The transcript is spliced from 8 exons.
ACUCUAAAACCCGGGGCGGGAAAGAGGCGCGAGGAAGAUGACGUCAGGUGCUCACGCCGGAAGUGCCUGUGGUAGAGUGUUUGCUGGGACCCGGCGGCGAAAGAAGAAAUGGCCCCAGAGGAAUCCCAAUCCCUGCCGGGUUCUGAGGAGCAAGAAGACAAUUGGCAGCUACCUGCUAAGCAACUAUCUGAUAAUACAGACAACUACUUAAGGUAAAUGUUUCCAUAACCUUAUGGAGAGAAAGGACUUUGAAGCAUGGCUUGAUAAUAUUUCUGUUACGUUUCUCUCUCUGACGGACUUGCAGAAAAAUGAGUCGUUGGAUCACCUGAUUAGCUUGAGUGGGGCUAUCCAGCUCAGGCACCUCUCCAAUAACCUAGAGACCCUCCUCAAACGGGACUUCCUCAAACUCCUCCCGUUGGAACUCAGUUUUUAUUUGUUAAAAUGGCUUGACCCUCAGACCUUACUCACAUGCUGCCUCGUCUCUAAGCAAUGGAACAAGGUCAUAAGUGCCUGUAUGGAGGUGUGGCAGACUGCCUGUAGAAAACUGGGCUGGCAGAUUGAUGACUCUGUCCAAGAUGCUUUGCACUGGAAGAAGGUGUACUUGAAGGCCAUCUUAAGGAUGAAGCAACUAGAGGACCACAAAGCCUUUGAGACCUCCUCACUGAUUGGACACAGUGCCAGAGUGUACGCACUUUACUAUAAAGAUGGACUUCUUUGUACAGGUUCAGAUGACUUGUCUGCAAAGCUGUGGGAUGUGAGCACAGGGCAAUGCAUCUAUGGGAUCCAGACCCACACCUGUGCAGCAGUGAAGUUUGAUGAACAAAAGCUGGUCACAGGCUCCUUUGACAACACGGUAGCCUGCUGGGAGUGGAGCUCAGGAACUAAGACCCAGCACUUCAGAGGCCACACGGGGGCAGUUUUCAGUGUUGAUUACAAUGACGAGCUCGACAUCCUGGUCAGUGGCUCAGCGGAUUUCACUGUGAAGGUCUGGGCCUUAUCAACGGGAGUGUGUCUCAAUACACUAACAGGGCACACGGAAUGGGUCACAAAGGUGGUCUUGCAGAAGUGCAAAGUCAAAUCUCUCAUGCACAGCCCUGGGGAUUACAUCUUGUUAAGUGCAGAUAAAUACGAAAUCAAGAUCUGGCCCAUUGGGAGAGAGAUCAACUGCAAGUGCUUAAAAACCCUUACCGUCUCAGAAGACCGCAGCAUCUCCCUCCAGCCUCGGCUUCAUUUCGAUGGCAAAUACAUUGUCUGCAGUUCAGCUAUUGGGUUGUAUCAGUGGGACUUCGCCAGCUACGAUAUCCACAGGGUUAUCAAACCUCCUGAAUUUGCGAACUUGUCCUUGCUGGGCUUCGGCGACAUUUUUGCCCUCCUGUUUGAUAACCACUACCUGUACAUAAUGGACUUGAGGACAGAGAAACUGAUCAGCCGCUGGCCACUGCCGGAAUACAGAAAGUCAAAGAGGGGCUCGAGCUUCCUGGCCGGGGAAAUGGAUUGGCUGGACGGUUUGGAUGGUCAAAAUGACAUGGGCCUGGUCUUUGCCACCAGCAUGCCAGACCACAGUAUUCACCUGGUUUUGUGGAAGGAGCAUGGCUGAAGCAAACCAGCAGGACUACGUGACGAACAAAACCACACAAUUGGGCCAGCCAGCCAUGAGCCAGCCAGAGGAGACUGUGCAUGAACCAAAGCAGCUCACCUUAACAGAUAUCAUCAUGCAAUGCACAAUCAUUUUGCCUUCAUUUUUUCCCUCUCUGUCAUUUUCUGACAAUAGGCAGGGGAGUCGCAACCAGUUGCAGAGAAGAGGGGGUGUUUGUUUUCACUUUGUUUAAGCAUAAUGCAUCAUACAGCAUGCGACUAUCCCCCCACCUCUGGCUCAUGUAUUCUCAUACAUUUGAGCACAUUUUUAACUAUGAUUUUACUUUCCUUCUCUCCCACCCCCUUUUUUUUUGGAGAGGGGUGGAGGCAGAAGCGGGUUGGAAAUGUAUUCAUAAGAAAGGAUAUUAGACACAUCUCCUUCCCACACCCAUAUUUGUUUAUGAAAGGAAGAAAAAGAAAUGAGGGUGUUAAUCACAUACACACAUCUUAUUCACAGCCAGUGUGAAAGAUCUGAUGGCUCUGUAAAAGGGGACCAUGCUGGUCAAUUAAUUUCUUUAGGGCCGGUGUUACUUUUUUAUUUGCCAUGCAUGGAAGGGAUGAACACUUGAGCCUGGAGAACUUACAAGUGUAUGAAUGUGGGUAUUGAACCUGUGUGUGGUUUACUGGCUUCAACAUCCAGGAUUUCUGAAGUCAGGUAUUCACUUGGGACUGUGAUGGUGGUGUGGAGAAACUCGCAAACCUGAACUCCACCCUUGAUAUUAUAGAAACAAGCCAGCAAGAUCAAAAGCCAAAUGGCUGCCUUAGGAGGGAUGCUUUGUCUCAUAAGGCAAAUUCUUAGGUCAGGGAUAAAUUGAAUUGUGCAGGCUGAUGAGCUUUUGAUCAAAGGACAGCUCAUGUCAUUAGAGGUUCAAGCAGCUGAUAUACCUCUUUUUAACCCUCUUUUUAAAGAGCUCUUGAAGCCCUUGCUUCUAGUGAGAAAAAGCAAGGGUGUUAACAAGGCCAGUGAGUAGAUUGGAACAGCAGGCACAGCCACACUUUCCUCAAGAAGAGAGUGGGGAAAGAUUGGAAGGAAGUUUUAUAGCAGUGUGUGCCUGCAGUGCUCAUCAGAGGCAGCUACCUCCACAGGCAUUUUGAGGCUUCUUUUUCAAUGAUGACUCAUUUUAAAAGCUGUCAUUCUUUUAAUCGUUUUAUGGACAACAUGUUACCCACACUUAAAGGGCAAAACUGAGUUUGCUCCAGACCCUUACAAAUCCAUUGCAAAACAUAGCUGAAUUGAGUUUGGAACUUUGAAAGUGGAGGUAAGGGUAUGCAGCAGGGAUGUGGUGAUGGCCUUCCCAUCUUCCUGUGCUUCUCGGAAGGGAGCUGGGGCAGAGGUGGUAAGUCUUCCAGCACGUGCUAUAAAAGUUUACACAACAAUUUUAAUUAAAAAAAAAUCUGCCUGUUUUAA